Messenger RNA from Aphanomyces invadans, 1405 nucleotides. RefSeq lists its product as hypothetical. Gene Ontology annotation, cellular component: nucleus. Lineage: Eukaryota; Oomycota; Saprolegniomycetes; Saprolegniales; Verrucalvaceae. The record is from RefSeq and is a predicted model, not a curated record. Bases 21 to 1313 code for a protein of 430 amino acids. The transcript is spliced from 5 exons.
CAAACUUGCCGUCAAGCCCCAUGGCGGCCAACGUCGUCGUGCCUGCAUGGGGCUGUGUAGCGCCUGUGCUGUGCCGCCUGGACGACGCUGAACUGGUCAAGGUGCAGCGGCCAGCACGAAUUGGCUCGGAGGCAGCGACUGAAUGGAUUCCGCUCUCCAAGGACAUUGCCCCAGUCGCAUCAUCGGCACGGGUGCCAGGCGACAACUUGUGCUUGCACACUGCGGCAGCUCCUCUUGGCCGAAUGGCCGCCACAACGGUUGCUGUCGACGUUGGCGACGUUGUGUUUGCCACACCUGCGUUCGCGGUAGCACUAAGUCGUGGUUUCGUCGCGUCGCACUGCCACAUGUGCUUGACCAAACUUCGCGGCCGCGUCGUGCAAUGCGCAGACUGCAAAGUGGCACGGUAUUGCGAUCGGGACUGCAUGCGCGCCGACAUCGACACCCACACGAUCGAGUGUGACGCGCUCGUGCAACUUGCUCCAAUACGCAGCAACGACCCCGACGCAGCGGCUGCUGAUUUACAGACACGGUUGGUCCUGGCGGUGUUGGCCAUGGAAGUGAAAAUGCAAAAUCCAUUCGUGAUCCAAGACCUGACCACGUACUCGUUGGCGAAACAGGACGAGGCAGAUUACUUAGCGGUAGCCAAGACCCUGCUUGGAGCCAUCAAGCGCUCGCCGGCGUGGAUGACGUCAGCGCACGUUCUGGACGUUUACCGAGCAGUCCGAUUCAAUGCCCACCCGAUCGUUGUCGACCUGGCCUCGCCGUCCCUCGGGUUGGGUCUGUUUCCCGACGCGGCCAAGAUGUUCAAUCACUCGUGCGCUCCAACUGCAUUCCCUUGCUUUAACAUCAAGACGCACGCACUUGAAUUCCGCGCCGUGACGCCACUGUUGCCUGGCACACUUGUUUCGUACUCGUACCUGGACGUGCUGGGGUAUUCUCUUCUCCAGCCAAAGCCAUCCCGACAGCGCUGCCUCCAGGAAGCAUUCGAGUUUGCGUGCCAGUGCAGUCGCUGCUUCCAUGAACCGGACGCUUCCGACCAAACCAACGUCGUCGACGCGUGGCUAGCAGACCUCGACCUUGCGCAACAACGGCACGACUGGACUCGGCUCAUCGACCUCUGCCAUUCCAUCAUGACGCACUGGACGGCAACACUCGGCCUCCCGGAGACAUACCCACUCAUGUACGUGCUUCAAAAGAAGAUUGACCUCGCGGCUGCCCACGUCCCACAUGCCGCACCACGCGCCCCGUGCUCCGUGCCUGCCGCCGACCACAUCUUGCGCGUGUGUGGAUUGAAUGGACGACCUGCAAUAUAGCUCAAUACACUCGAUCUACGACAUGCCACUGGUGCGAGUAGAGGUUGCCAAUGUUGAAUGCACAAGUGCUGGCGAGUCAGCGCUGUCCUGGA